Molecule: messenger RNA, 1356 nt
Organism: Xenopus laevis (African clawed frog)
Lineage: Eukaryota; Metazoa; Chordata; Amphibia; Anura; Pipidae
Product: endonuclease domain-containing 1 protein
Exons: 3
Coding region: 318-1262 (314 amino acids)
Source: RefSeq, a predicted model, not a curated record
UAGCCCUACCCCCACUGGAGCCUGCAUAGUGGACAAACAAAGACCCCAGGGGGUCUGCAAAAUCCCUCCCUCUACUAAAACAGAGUAUUGCUAGUGUGCAGAGAAGGAUUUAUUGUUAGUUGCUUGUGCAGCAUCUGCAUUUUCUGCAAAGACUUUGAGGUGCACUGUGGCUGUGGUAGGACUCCUCUUCCCUGGAUUUGACUCUGUCUGCACUACGAACACUCUCCAACAGCCAAUUACUGUAUAUCCCCUGCCUCAAGUUGGGCUGUGUACUACUGGGAGUCUGCAAGGAUAUUCUCAGUUCCCUUUUAGUGAGCAUGAAGAUGAUGGUGACUAUGGGUUGGCUGUUCAUAGCCAUAGUCCAUAAAGCUGAACCCUUCAUCUCUGAUAACUUCACUGACUGCCGCAAUUUUUUCUAUAACCAAAUGCUCCCUGACGGCUUUCAGGACAUUGCUCUCUCUCACCGUUUUAAUCCCUUAGACCUACCAGAUGGGAUAAAAGUAGAAGAACUGAGCUCUCCAGUUUAUAUCUGUCAGCAAUAUGGGAACAAGAUUUACUUUGCUUCCUUGUAUGACAGAGGGAGGCGUGUGCCCCUUUAUUCUGCCUACAUCUUGGACAGAAGAUCUUCAUCUAACUCCACAAAUAAAAGGAAACAUAAUUUCAACAUAGAACCUCAGCUGGUCUAUAGGCAGUUGGAUGGCACAAUUCUACGUGAAUACAGCACCAAAAUAAAAAUAGGAAAAUACAACAAAGAACAUGGCAUUUCAGAAAAAGAGGAGAAAAAUCGUCCCCAUUACCUUAUUCCAACAAGUCAAGCUGUUGAUGCUGAUUAUUAUAAAAACAAACACUAUGGCAGAGGACAUGUGAAUCCCAGGGGGCAUCAUGUAGAUGGAGACAAGCAAAAUGCCACAUUCACCUUCACCAACGUGGUGCCAAUGAAUAAAGACCUAAACAAUGGGAACUGGAACCAAUACGAGAAUAAAAUGAUUGGGUAUGCUGAUGGCUGCACCACUAUGUAUGUGGUUACUGGAAUCGUACCGGGCAACAACUGGAUUAAGGGUGACCGUGUGAAUAUUCCCAGCCAUGUGUGGAAUGCUUAUUGCUGUGUAGAUAAUAAUGGCAAGCCAAUCAGAUCAGGGGCAGGGCUAGUGAACAAUACAAAGGAAAUGGUAUAUGAGAUUGCAAUGAAAGAGCUUCAAAUGCAACUGACAAAUCUUUUAAACACCACACAUAUUGCAAUAUUUCAGAAUAACUGUGCUUGAUGAAAUUGUAAAAUGUGGAUUGUCUCUGUCAUACAUAUAGAAACCAGAAAAGCAUCUGUACAAUAUUGAUUUAAUACAAAAGAAAGCAAGCAUC